AUGGGUCGUUCACCUGUGGACUGGGACGCAAUCAAAGAACAAGAUACCGAUGAGGAGGACGAUGCCAAUGAUGAUGAUAAGUUGAAUACAAAGAAGAGAAAGAAUGAUCAAGUUGAUAUCAUUAGACAACAAGAUGAUGUAGUGGAAGAAGAAGAAGAAGAUGAUGGUGAUGUCGAUGAAGAGUUAGAGCGUGAACUGAUACUUGAAAGAGAACAAAAGAGAUUGAGAUAUGAAGCAGAUACUACAACAACAACUACAACAUUUACAACUACAACUACGACAAAGGAAACAACAAAUGAUACAAUUACAACAGAUUCAGAUAACAACAACAACAACAAUAUAGGAGAGGUUAUUGAUGAGACAACUCCAGAGCAGCAAGUGACCAAUGUAAAUAGUAAUGGCAAUGUCAAUGGCACUGGUGAUGGCUCACCCUCAGUCAAUGGCACCUCUUCAACAACGACAACGACAACGACAACAACAAUAUCCACUCCCAAUGGCACUGGUACACGCACACUCAAUGGCAAUGAGAUUGAUAACAUGGAAGAAGACAAUGAUAAUGACGACACUGGCACUGCAACUGGCAAUGACACAUCUGGGACAACGACAACGACAACAACAACACAAUCACAAUCACAAUCAUCUGGUACACCAAAAAGCAAACGUGGAAGAAAGAAGAAAGAUCCGACUAUACCAAAGGAGAAGAAGAAGAAGGAAUAUGAGAAUACUACGUUGCAACCGAUUCAACCUGAACAGAUCACUCUUUAUUCACUGGGCGCAUUGGUCAAGAGGAAGAUCGUUGGUGCUGAGAUGCCAUCCACGCUAGAGAAGAGGACGAGCAAAGGCGCUGCAUCGGCUAAGGGUCGCCGACCCAACAUCGCAUUCAACAGCGCGGCGAGUGAGGACGAAGAGGAUGAUGGCGCCGAGUUUGAGAUGGUCGACGGUGUCAUCGUGCCCAAGAUGCGUGGCCCUUCCUCCGCACCAGUCAUCUACGAACAGGCCAACUAUGACACCAACUCGCUCAUCAACAGUCAAUCUUUCUCGAAACGCGAGACACAGCGUGCAUGGAGCAAGGCAGAGACCGAGGUCUUCUACGAGGCGCUCAAGAAGUAUGGCACCGACUUCACAUUGAUGGAGACUGUGUUUGACGACCGAUCACGUCUGCAGCUCAAGAACAAGUUCAAGCGCGAGGAGAGGAGCAAUCCUGAGCGAGUCCAUCAGCUAAUUAGUGCAGAGCGCCAGGCCAUUGAUCUGCGCGAGUUCAGGAAUGCCAGUGAGGCUGUCAAGCUGAAAAAGGUGCAGCGCGAGGAGGCCAUCAAGAAGGCCAAGCACGACGCCGACAGGCGUGUUGAUGAGGAAAACCAGCAGGAGUUGGACGAUCUGCAGGACGAGCGCGCUCAAGCGGAGCGUCAGCAGCGAUUUGGUGCCCUGGGUCGAUCGUCAGGCAACAAUGACCAUUCCGAGGAGGUCAUUCUCGACGAGUACCAACAGCAGCAACAACAGAUGCAGAAUCAGAGUCAGUACGACUACUUCUCAUUCCAAAGCGAUUGUUAUGAUGUCGGUGAUGACUAUGGCUAUUGA
Acytostelium subglobosum LB1 is the source of this 1578-nucleotide messenger RNA. RefSeq lists its product as hypothetical. The record is from RefSeq and is a predicted model, not a curated record. Gene Ontology annotation, biological process: RNA polymerase III preinitiation complex assembly. Gene Ontology annotation, molecular function: TFIIIC-class transcription factor complex binding. Gene Ontology annotation, cellular component: transcription factor TFIIIB complex. The transcript has 2 exons. NCBI's taxonomy places the organism in Eukaryota, Evosea, Eumycetozoa, Acytosteliales, Acytosteliaceae. The coding region runs from base 1 to 1578 and encodes 525 amino acids.